Agrilus planipennis (emerald ash borer) is the source of this 10271-nucleotide messenger RNA. RefSeq names its product mucin-2. The transcript has 9 exons. Gene Ontology annotation, molecular function: protein binding. NCBI's taxonomy places the organism in Eukaryota, Metazoa, Arthropoda, Insecta, Coleoptera, Buprestidae. The coding region runs from base 411 to 9743 and encodes 3110 amino acids. The record is from RefSeq and is a predicted model, not a curated record.
CUGAUCCGCGUACUCUAACCACCACCCCACGUCAUUACUUUGCACUUUUAAUGGUGCAAAAUUAUUAUUGCCAUUCAUAAUUAUAAUAAUAAUAAUAAUCAAUUGUUAUUAUUGUUACUUUCGAUUUUUUUUCAAUUUUAUUCCUUGAUCGUUACGAGUUCUGGACGACGGUGCCUGGCGCUAGCAACUUCCUAGUGCAACCAGCGCGAGUGUGUUUCGCGGUGUUAUCGUUCGCCGCUUCUUAUUCUCCACUCUCGAGUUAUCCGUUGGCAGUGUUUCUUUGACCAUCAGGUAGUGAGCACCGUGACCGCACGUUAACGAAGAGGACCCACGACGAAAUAACUGCGAGAGUCCGUCGACGUCCGGAGAGAUUUGGAGUUUUCCGGUCUCAAGAGUAAUUGGGACACGCCAUGACGGCGUGGAAUUCGGGGCUGAUAUGGUCGGCCCUAUUGGCCUUUCAAUUUAUGAUACCGCUGCCAAUUUCGGAAGCUGCGCCAUUUGACCAGAGUACUGAAAUGGAAACAUACUACCCUGUCGCUGAUGCUACAGGCUGUUAUUACAAUUUCCAACAUUACGAUGAAGGAGAUCGAAUUAUAACAAACGAACCUUGCCUAAAUUGUACCUGUCACAACAGGAUGCUCAUGUGCUACUUGCGAGUUUGUCCAUAUACCAAAGCGAUUGGACAAGACUGCAAAGUAGAAAAACGAGCCGACCAAUGUUGUCCUGUCAUCACAUGUCCUGAAGUUCCUGUACAACUUCUUACCUCAACCGCUUCUCCAUCUACGGACGUCGGUCACCUCAAUCAAUAUGGCUGUUUUAUCGAUAGCCUGUUUUACUCAGAUGGAGCCAGAGUACCUUCAGAUCCUAAUAAACCGUGCGAACUUUGCUACUGCAUCCGAAACAAAACAGCUUGCGUAAUGCAAGAAUGCGAGUUACACAUUCAAGGUUGCAGUCCCGUUUACCAAGAAGGAGUAUGUUGUCCUGUUAGGUACAAUUGCGAGCAUCCUCAGUAUAAUCUCUUGGAAACGACAAGUACAGAACGCACAACCACAACCGGUCUCAUUUUCACCACCACUCUAGCACCAGGAGUGACAGAGUGCAUCCAUAAUGGAGAAGCGUAUGCUGACGGUGCUUUGAUAGAAGGUAUCAAAACGGCUAAACCAUGUGAACACUGCUACUGUAUGAAGGGUGACAUAGUUUGUGCCGUACAAGAGUGCAGUCCCACCCCAUUGGAAAAGAUUAAUUGUACCGCGUUGCCUCCACGAGAGGGACAAUGUUGUCCUGACACCUACGACUGUGACAACAUAAUCGAAGAAGAACUAACCACAAUUUCCAUUGAUUUUACAACCACGAUUAAACCAGUCUAUAUAACCACCCUCAAAUCCGAAGAAUACACCGAAAAAGAGAUACAAGAUAAUAUAAUUACCGAAGAGAGAGGCAGUUUCUUGACUACCCUGCCACCACUGGAGAAAGCAACAGCCGAAGAGACUGGAGCAGAGACAACUCAAAUUCCUGAAAUUGUUUCAGGAAUCACUGAAAAGGAAACGGAAGAAGCAGAAACAACUCACGCUCCAGAAACCGCUCCUGAAGCUUCCCAUACAGCAGCAGUUUCAGAAGUCGCUCCGGAAGUAACGGAAAUUGCUACGGAAGCUAUUCAUCUCCCUCAGGAAACAGUAUCAACAACCGAAACUGAAUCAGAAACAACUCACAUCUCCGAGACUGCUUCAAAAGAAACGAUUGCACCUUCAGAAGAAGUCACAACGCCGCCUCAAGAGGUACCUUCAGGUACAACCAGAGCUCCAGAAGACAUACCAGGAGUAACCCAAACUCAAGAAAAACUAAAAACAACUUCGACAACCGAAAUAACGCAAGGAACAGAAGCUACUCCAAAUGUUACUAUUUCGUCAAAGGAAGAGUCCGAUGAAGCCCAUGGUCUAGAAAUUACUCCUUUGCCGGAAGAAGGACCAAAAACAGCAGAGGGUUCAGAAACAACUCCUGUACCGAAGGAAAAGUCCGAGGAUACGCAAAGACCAGAAACUACUCCUGUGCCUAAAGAAGAACCAAAGGCAACGGAAAGUUUAGAAAGCACCUCUGUAUCUAAAGAGGAGCCAGAAGUAACGCAACAUCCAGAAACUACUCCUGCAUCUAAAGAAGAGCCAGAAAUCACACAAGGUCCAGAAGUCACUCCUGCAUCGAAGGAAAUGCCAGAAGUAACACAAAGUCCUGAAGCUAGUCCUGCAUCUAAAGAACAAUCAGAAGUAACUCAACCUAUAGAAGCUACUUCUGCGACGAAAGAAAUUCCAGAAGUAACGGAAGGUCCAGAAGCUACUUCUGCAUCAAAAGGACCAGAGGUAAUACAAGGUCCAGAAACUACUUCUGCAUCGAAAGAAGUUCCAGAAGUGACGGAAGGUCCAGAAAGUCCAGAAGCUACUCCUGCAAUUACAGAAGUACCAGAAAUAACGGAAGGUCUAGAAAGUACCCCUGCAUCGAAAGAACUUCCCGAAGUAACGGAAAUUCAAGAAACUACCCUUGCAUCUAAAGGAAGACCGGAGGUUACGCAAGCCGCAGAAAUUACUCCUGCCUCUACAAAGGUUCCAGAAUUAACAGAAAGUCCGGAAGCUACUCCUGCAUCGACAGAAGAGGUAGAAAUAACACACGGCCCAGAAACUACUACUGCAUCGAAAGGAAAACCAGAGGUAACACAAGGCGCAGAAACUACUACUGCAACGAAAGAAGUUCCUGAAGCAACGCAAGCUCCAGAAGCUACUCCUGCAUCGAAAGAAGUCUCAGAAGUAACGGAAGGUGCAGAAAGUACUCCUGUAUCGAAAGAUGAGGCAGAGAUAACACACGGCCCAGAAACUACUCCUGCAUCGAAAGGAGAACCAGAGGUAACGCAAGGCGCAGAAGCUACUACUGCAACGAAAGAAGUUCCUGAAGUAACCCAAGCUUCAGAAGCUACUCCUGUAUCGAAAGAAAUCCCAGUAGUAACAGAAGGUCCAGAAGCUAUUCCUACAUCUAAAGAAGUUCCAGAAAUAACGGAAGGGCCAGAAGCUACUCCUACUUCUAAAGAAGUUCCAGAAGUAACAGAAGGACCAGAAGCUACUCCUACAUCUAAAGAAGUUCCAGAAGUAACUGAAGGUCCAGAAGUUACUCUUACAUCGAAAAAAGUUCCAGAAUUGACGGAAGGUCCAGAAACUACUUCUGCAACGAAAUAUGUUCCAGAAGUAACACAGAGUUCAGAAGCUGUAACUGUAUCAAAAGAAGAGUCAGAAGCAACGGUGGGUGUAGAAGCUACCCCUAGUCCGAAAGAAGCAACAACUAAGUCGUUUGAAACCGAAGGACCUAAACUUGUUUCAGAAGUAACUCCAAUUCCAGAAAAAGUUUCACCAGCAGUAACCCCUCAAUUUACUGAGAGCGCCGCAGAGUACACAACUGAAGGCAAAGAGACCUCUGUUUCACCAACAAUACCUGAAGGCGUCUCAGAAGAACAACCCUCAGAAGUUACAGUCAUACCUGAGUCUACUCCAAAACGCCCUGAAAUUGCUUCUGCAGUUACCGAGCAACCGCAACACGUAUCUAAAUCCACUCAAAUAUCUGAAGUAACUGAAGUUUCAGAAACAGGAACUACGUUACCUCCAUCAGGUAAAGAGACAACUAAACCUAGUCAAGAAGUAACUACUGCACCAGAAUCAUCAGAACAGCCACAAUUUGCACAAGAAUCUACAAAAGAACCUCAAAUCGGCAAAAUACCAGAAUUUUCCAAAACAACCAUUAAUGCUGAAGAAAGUGUAACGACAGUUAGUUCUGAAGUUACAUCACCUAUUACUGGAACUUCUUCUGAACAACCAGAAGUGUCUUCGGGGGCAUCUGCUGAGCUUACAACUCAAGGUAUAGAAAGCACGUCAAGAAUUUUCGGAGAAACUGAAACAGAAAAACCGGUAAGCGUUCCAGAAAUCUCAACCGAAGGAAUUAUGCAUAUAAAGAAACCAACAACUGGUCAAGAAACUACUGAGGGUGGUAAAGUGACAGAAGCACCACAAAUCAAAGAAACAGUCAGUACUAGUCAAUCACCUGAACUUGAAGCUACAGAACCAACGGAGGAAGCAAAGGUAACACUGGAAACUAGGGGAGGCGAGGAGAGUGCACCCACUCAAACUACUCAAUAUCCUUCUAAAGUCAAAGCUCCCAAAGGUGAGCUUGGAAUUACCGAACAAACUCCAGAAAUUAUUCCAACUCAUCCACCUGAACCUCAAAUAACCACCGUCUCUGAGCCUCAAAUAGAAAAAGAAGAGGAAGUUCCUGUCCAAAGUAAACCAGAAAAAGAAAAACCAGAAGAGGGAACGGAAAGUCCUAAACCAGAAGAAAUAACUCCCCCUGAAAUUGUAAAAGAGGAAGAAACACAAACUCCUUCUCAAACAGAACAACCACCAAAAGAAACACCUUCAUUCCCGCAAACUUUAGAAACAGUAAGUGUAUUGCCAACUGAAUUUGAACAAAAGACUAAACCUACUCCAAGUGAACAAUAUUUGCCACCUAAAAUGGAGGGUACCACAGCUACUCAAACUGCAACGACUACUGCGGGUAAAGAAGAAGCAACGGAAGGUAUUCCUACAGAACAAAUAACUGAAAAGAAACCACUUGAAGAACAUACUGAAUCUCCACAACAAAUGCAAACCGAGACUUCAAUAGCCGCUGUUUCGUCGCCAGCUACUGAAAAAGAAGAAACAACACAAAGUCGAGAGGUAGUUUCAAAAACAACCACAGAAAGUUCAGUUACGGAGAAGACGGAUGUAUCAUCUGAAGUACAAUCCUCAACAGAGGGGGUGACUGAACAAUAUGUUACAAAACCGGAAGAAGAAAAACCUGAAACUGGUGAAACCCAACAUCCACAGGAGGAAACUACAAAAUCAAUCAUAGAAGAAAAAACUACAUUGAGGCCUGAAAUCAUAACAACUGGUAUCCCCGAAAUUUCUGAAACUGAAACGGAAAGAAAAUUACCAGAAACUGACACAGAGGAAAUACAAACAGAAAAACCAGAAACUGUCACAGAGGAAAUACAAACAGAAAAACCAGAAACAGCAACAAAAUCACCUGAAAAAGUAGAACAAACAACACCUGCAGUUUCAGAAACGAAACCUGAAGCUGAGACAAAGAUUCCAGAAGAAGCAACUAGCGUUGCUUCCACUGAGAUUUCCAAAACUGAAACGCCACGAACGCCCGAGUUAGUUACUGAAGAAAUUAAAUCAGUACGACCCGAAAUGGAGACAAAAGCACCCGAAGAAGUAACUCCUACGGCAGCUACUGAAAUUCCUGAGACUGAAACACAACACAAAUUGUCAGAAACGGUCACAGCGAGACCAGAGGCAGCAACAACUUUCGAAGAACUGCCUUCUACAACUCCCCAGGUUUCUGAAACACAAAAGUCGGUUACAGAGCAAACAAAACCACAAGAACCUGCAGCAGAAACAAAGGUCCCCACAGAAGAAAUUUCGACAACACCUAAAGUUGAAUCAGAAACAAAAUUACCAGAAACGACUAUCGGAGAAGAAAAGGUUCAAGAGACAGAGGCUAAACUUCCUGAGGAACCAAUAUCUACAACUUCUGAAAUUUUAACCGAAAAGUUGCCAGAGGCAGAAUUAAACCAAACGGAACCUACUAUAACCAAGGAAGAAACUAAACAUCCUGAGAUAGCCACAGAAGCAACAAAACCUCACGAGGCAGAAACAAAAGCUCCCGAAGAAUCUACAACGGUUGAAUCACUUACAGAACAACCGACGGCUUUAACUGAAACUGAAAAAGAAAAGCAAACAACCAUUUCUUCACAAAAAGUCCUAACUAGUCAACCGUCUAUAGAAGCGCAAGUAACAGAAGUUAGUCCUGAAUAUGCAACUUCAAAACCUGAAUUGACAACUUUUGGAGCAGAAACUAUUGCUCCAAGCACAUCAGCGCCAAAAGAAACAGAAGAACCCUCACCUGAAGUACAUACCGAGAAAGAAGCUGCAGAAACAGAGCAACCAGCUGAAAAAGAAACUACCGAAAAACCAGCCGAAACUACAUUGAGAGUUGAAGAUCGUUUUUCUGAAGCUAGUACAGCAAGCGAAGAAGAAAAACCUAUCCCAACUGAAACAUCUGCAACCACUCAAGGGCCACUGCUAACAGAAACUCAAACAUCUACUACAUUUAAAUCAACUAGUCCUUCACUGAAGGAGACUGAAACCGAAAAAGCGAUAGCAACUGAAGAAUCAGUGCUUUCUACUACUGUGGAAUUCGAAGCUGUUACUCCCGAAAUAGUUUCAACACAACCUGCACCUACAACGGAAAAGGCCGUGGAAGUAGCAAGUUCAGAAGGCCCUGUACAAGAAUCUGGAAUAACUGCAACGCCUUCUGAAAAAUCGACCGAGCUUCCUAUUAAAAAAGAAACUCCGGAAAAGAAACCUGAAGAAGAAGAACAAUUUUCAACAACAGAACAAUUAGAAGGCACUGUUACUACUAAGCCAAAGGAAGAAACCCAUAAAACAACACAGGAAUUUACAACUAUGGCUCCUAUUUCAGAAACAACACCUUCAGUUGUGGGUGAGGAAACAGAAAAACAUAUUCCUGAAACACAAACAAUUUCAUCGGAGGAAUACCCCGACCAACAAACAAGUAUAACAGAAAUGUUCACAAAAAAAGAACAGUAUACCACACUUCCCAUUGAAACUACACAAAAAACAAUCGAAGAAUUUACUAAAUUACCAGAAAAGGCAGAAGUACCUCAGACACCUGAAAGUUCCGAGAAACCAGAGAGUGUAACUCAACCUCAAGAAGAAAUCGCUACAGAACAUAAAAUACCACAAGAAACCACUCCCACAUCGAGAGUAACAGUCACUGAAAUACCUAAAUUUGAAUAUAAAACGACUGAGACAAUAGAGGGUGAAAAUGUUACCGAGAUUAGUAAAACACAAGCACCCGAAGCUCCUGCGGAAAUAACCAAGCCUACAUCAGAGAAGCCUGAAGACUAUUCAAGCACAACAACAAUUAAGUCAACAGAGGGUGAGGAGAGUACGACACCGGCAGCAGGAGAACUUGCUACAUCGCCUCCAACACUGAAGCCUGAACAUACAACUCUUUCUAAAGAACAAACUACAGAAAUACCUAUCUCGUUAACUUCAGGAAAAGAAGGAAUUACCACUGAAUAUGAACAGGAAGCAACAACAGCCCCUGAAAAAGUAACAAAAGAACCAGAAAUUAGUACUCCAUCCGAAUCUGUUACAAUUCCAGAAGAACCUUCCAUUCUCAAUGAAAUAGAAGGUCCGCAGGAAGUCCCCGUAGUUCCUUCCCAAGUUGAGGAAGAAGUAUCAACCAUUAAACCAACUAAAGAAACCAAAACGCCACUUGCAACUGAAACAAUUUCGACAGGCCUACCUUCAAGAACGGAAGCAACUACUAUCUCAGCCACUGAAGAAUCAAGAACAACAAUAAAACCGGAAAUUUCUAGUGAAACAAGUAAGCCGGAAUAUCCAACAGAAACAGAACGUGGGGUUCCUGGGGAAGGAGCAUGUUUGGUUGAUGGUCAAACAUAUGCAAAUAACUCAUCAGUGCCUCCUGUAAAUCCUUGCCAAUUAUCUUGCCAAUGUAUUAGUUCGAUAUUACAGUGUGACACUUUAGACUGUUCACCGCCACCAUCAAAUCUUCAAAAUUGUAUGCCCGUAUAUCAUGGUCCAGAUAGCUGUUGUCCAACAUAUAGCUGUGCAGUGCCAGAACCUUCAGAAAUCGAAUCUGAAUCACAUAAAAUGGAGUCAACUACCGCUCAGACAGAAAAGACAACAGCAUCUAAGGCAGCUACCACUCCAUCGACUACUAGAUUACCUCAGGAAGUACCAGUAUUUGUAUCAGUGGGUGUCUUACCUCCUGGAUUUGAAAAAUCUUCGGAGGCUCCUGAAGUGGUACAUGAAAAGAAACCAGUUGAAGAGAAACCGUUUGUAGAAGUUCACGUUCCUGAACUUCAAACUGAGGCUCCAUCGGCUUCAGAAAUGCCUAUUGAAAAGGAAACAACCGUACAACUACCAACUUCUGCUGUUCCAAAAGAAGAAAUUUCUACAAGCACUGUAAAACAAAUAACUGAACAAGAAGCAUAUACAACAACUGCAUCACCAUCCAUCACUUCAGAAAAAGCAGCCACAGAAGCUGCGACUACACAAGAAGAGUCCAAAACAACUCAGGAAAAAGCUUCGUCAAAACCAAUUGAAGAAACUGUCAGAACCACACCAACGACCGAAGAAAAGGCAACAACAAAAGCAGAAGCUAUUACAGAAACUCCAGAGUAUGUUCCUGAAAAAGUAACUGUAGAAUUGACUACAGUGCCUAGUGAAAUUACCACAGAAUUACCAGAUAAAUUCACUAAAGAAGGUGUUGAAGUUAGUUUACCAUCUCGAUUUGGAGAAAUAAAUACUACGACAUCAUUACCAACGGAACUUCCACAUGAAAUUUCUACUGCUUUUCCUGAAAAAGAAGGUUCUACUACACUGCCAAAGGUUGAACAGGCAACAACUGAGGCUGUAGAACAAACUAAAGAGCCAGAAGUUACAACUGAAGCAGAUGAAAGAAAGUCAAGCGAAGCUUAUACAGAGCAACCAAGCAGCGAAGUUCCUGAAGUUACUUCAACGAAAGAACGUGAACCUAGCACUGAAGAAGCAGUGACAGCAGCAGAAGAUCAAACAGAAAAACAUAUUAAAGAGGGAACAGCAUUGCCAGAAGAAAAGGGCACUACAGUAUCAACGAUAUCUACAAAACCUGAAGGAAUAACUGAAAAACCCAGUGAACCAAUACAACCUACAAAGGAAGGAUCAACAGAAUUACCACAAUCAAUAGAGAAGGAAACUUUGAAGCCAACCGAAUCAGUGCAGUCUGUAGAAGAAGAAACUGUGAAACCAACUGAACCAGUGGUACCUGAAGAAAAAGAAACCAUAAAACCAACUGAAGCAGAAAAGCCCGCAGGAGAAGAAACAAAACAAUCUACAGAGUUCACUCAACAACCAGAAGAAGAAAUAACAAAACCGACGGUACUAGUCACAGAAGCUUCUACCACUCCAAAAUCAACCUUUGUAUAUACAUCGAAAGGUCCAGAAAUGGAACUUACGACUGAAUUACUCCAUAAACUCACGACUUCUUCCUCGCCACUCUUUACAACCACACAGCCAAGUUUGGAAUCUUCAAGCACUCCUCACGAAGUUCCUGAUUACACAGGGGGACAUGACGAAUAUGAAGAAGAAGGAAGUGCUUUUGGACCAGGAACUUGUCGGUAUGGAGGAAAAGUAUAUGUCUCUGCUCAACAAAUCCCAAGAGACGACCCAUGCGAUUUUUGUUUCUGUUUCCGAAGCGAUAUCAUUUGCUUACAACAAAGUUGUCCACCCCCCAUUCCACGAUGUCACGAAGAACCAAUUCGUGGAUUCUGUUGUCCUCGAUAUGAAUGUCCAGUUUCUAUGGCUAAUUCAAUUAAUGUUACAACAACGACUAGUACAACUACCACUGUGUUACCACCGCAUUUCCUUCCGCAUGCAUACCAAGGAAAGAUAGCAAGAAAAGGUUGUCAAAUAAAUGGACAAGUAUAUCAAGUAGGAGAAGUAGUAAAAUCAACUACAGGACCAUGUCUUCAUUGCACAUGUGGAGGGGAUGGUCAAAUGAAAUGUAAUCCAAAAUCGUGUAGUCCUGAACCAAUGCUUAGGAAAAUGAUUGCGGAAGUUGCCACUAGGAGGAGAAGAUGAGCUUAAAGUGCUGUGUUAGUGACAAUUAGUCACCAAAAGUGAUAAAGUGUGACAGAAACAAUUUUGCUAUUAAAUAGUCGUGAACCAUAAAGUGGGUGCCAAAAUGACGUAAAACUGUAGGUAUUUUGUGCCUUUUAAGCCCUUAUUGGGCACUCUACCAGUGACCGCGUGUGCUUUUAUCACAUGCUAUAAACGUGAUGUUUUCUAAGUAUACCGAAACGACUUAAUAUUUAUAUUGACCUUGACUGAAUUUUUUACACUUUUAUAGUUAUAUUUUUGUGUCGUAUUUUGAAAGCCAUUCACAUCCUCGAAAACGUCUCUCCUCUCGUUGUCUUACGUAGGUACUGCACUAUCUGCCUAAGUUGUUUGACCAGCAGAAAAACUAGCAAGUAGAUUUUAGAAAAAUAGUUUUUGUAUAAAAUAUAUUUCUGCUGCUUGAACGCUUAGACAUUUGUAUAUUUCAAAUGCUCAAUAUACAUAUAGAUUAUGUAGUAUUUAUCAAUAAAAGUAACUAAAAUUAUAAAUGAA